AUGUCGUCUCUCGCCGCUCAAGCCGUAGCCUCGCGCCCUCCGGCCGUACGCACCGGGACCAGCGGUGCGGGCGCUACGGAGCAAGGGGCGAAGCUGACGCCGCGGGAGGCGUUUGAGGCGUCGAAGGCCAAGGAGGCAACGAAGGUCGUCGUGCGGUUCAAGGCGACGGGAAACGCCCCGAUCAUGAAGCAGAAUCUCUACAAGAUCACGGCGAGCAACCAAUUCAGGGCCGUCAUCGCGUUCUUGCGGAAAGAGUUGGCUUGGAAACCGAGUGACCCCCUUUUCCUUUACAUCAACUCUUCCUUCGCGCCUGCACCAGACGACACGGUAGCCGAUCUCUACAAGUGCUUCGGCACGGAGAACCACCUCAUCGUCAACUACAGCUCCACGCAAGCUUGGGGAUAG
This is a messenger RNA of Rhodotorula toruloides NP11, 405 nucleotides long. Its product is annotated as autophagy-related protein 12. Gene Ontology annotation, biological process: C-terminal protein lipidation; autophagy of mitochondrion; nucleophagy. The transcript is spliced from 4 exons. The coding region runs from base 1 to 405 and encodes 134 amino acids. Lineage: Eukaryota; Fungi; Basidiomycota; Microbotryomycetes; Sporidiobolales; Sporidiobolaceae. The record is from RefSeq and is a predicted model, not a curated record. Gene Ontology annotation, cellular component: Atg12-Atg5-Atg16 complex; cytoplasm; phagophore assembly site membrane.